Messenger RNA from Acanthoscelides obtectus, 1791 nucleotides. NCBI's taxonomy places the organism in Eukaryota, Metazoa, Arthropoda, Insecta, Coleoptera, Chrysomelidae. The record is from the annotation of a GenBank genome assembly.
GCCUCCUUGAGGCAUAGGUUAUGCAGCUGACAUCAGGGAGAGACUAAAAUCGUCAAACAUCCUAGAAGUUGUCUGUAGUGAUCUGAAAGGGGAGCAUUUGGACCUGUUGAACCCCAAGAACGCAACUAGACAAAACUAUAUACUGGGAAGCUUAGCAACAAAAUUCAAAACUCGAAGAAUAUGUCAUCAAAAUAAGUAGAAAAUGAGAACAGGGAAAGAGGCCUACAGGUCAUGUCCUCGUCUGCGUCCUGUUUGGACGUAAGUUGCUACCCUCAUUCACGAGUGGCAUACAAAUUCAUACCACAAUGUACCGGUUACCAACAGACACCACUAACGACAUGCUGCGCGUGCGCAGUGUGUUGAUAGCGCGAGUGACUCAAGCACUGUUCAGGGCAGGAAAACUGCGUCUGCGCUGUACAGCAUUUGUGGACGAGGUGUAUAAAGAGAGUGAUGACAGGGAGAUACAAGAAGACGCACCACAGUUAGCGUUAAUCAUGGUCAGCACAUCCAGAUCGUAUAACGGUACCAAUAUUGCGACAUCGAUACUUCAUUCCAAGCUACUCACAGCUAUCUUACUCAUUAUCGAGAUAACGUAUUGGAGUUGGACAAGAAACACUAACAGCAUGGACAAUCGGUGAUCUGUGUAGUGCAAUUACAUGAACUUAAAAACAGAUAAUGUGAUUUUAACCUUUAUGUUACGUGUAAAAAGUUCAGAUGAAUGAAUUUAGAUUUUAAAUAAGACCCUUGUUGUAUGUUACAUUUGGUAACAAUCUGAAAAUAUUGCGGUGCUACUAAAAUCUAGAAUACAUGAGUUGAGCUGAUCGUGAAUCUAGUCCAGAAUGUUAGUAUUAUAAUAUUAUAGUUACACUUUAUAAGAUUGCUUCAAUAUACCCACUACGAUGAUUACAUAACCAAGUUGGGGCAUAGUGUUGCUCACAUUUCCCAACUUUUGAAAUUCUUGUGGGCUCCGUCAUAUGACUAAUUUUUGAGAUGCAUUACCAAGAGAUGGGUAUGAUAGGAGUUGUAAUCACUUUAUCACCCAGCAACUAGAAACGUAAUAUGCCUCAACCGGCUCAAGCAUUUUUCAUGUACUUAUAUUUCUAUUUUGAUAUAGCAUGGUUGCUAUAUAAUUUACCACGCGAGUUGUCCCUGGCGAUAGUGUCUCUCGGCAAUGUAUCCAAAAAUUACUGAAUAGUUGUCUAUAGUUUCGACAUUAUCACAUCAAGGUAUAACAAAAAACGAAAUUAAUAAUCAAAAGACAGUCCAUAAUACCAGUUUUAGUUACUUGUUAGUCUCACAAUUCACUAAUGGAUCCAUUUAUCUCAGUUUAUUUAAAGCCAUUAUUAGAGCAUCUCAGUAUAAGUAACAUUUUUUAUCCAUUGUAAUUGUACAAUAUAUGAGGGGUGUACUUUACUGGAGGCAUAAUGUAGCAACCCGCAGUAUUUUCGGAUGUUUUUCGGAUUCAAAAUAGAUGUGAAUAACUGUGCUCCAAAGGUAAGUGUGAUUACUGUAAAGAAGUCCGUUAUGUCAAUAAGUAGGUACCUAUUAUUUCUGUAAAGUUUGCAUAGAAGUUCUGGAAAUAGCACACAUACUGAAGAUGUAUGUGAAGUGUCCUGUAGGUUUGACACCAACUUGGAGCUUGAAAUGCGUCAAAUAAUUUAAUUAUCAUACACAAUUUAUUUUUACGCGGAACUAAAGUUUCUGAUACUAAAAAGACCUGUAUCAGUUUUUCUGUUCGACGGCCUAUUUUGCAAUUAUAUACAUUUAUUGUUAACAUGUAAUUUUAAUUAU